This is a messenger RNA of Hippocampus comes (tiger tail seahorse), 3097 nucleotides long. It is a transcript of the gene ulk3, whose product is annotated as unc-51 like kinase 3. Gene Ontology annotation, molecular function: protein serine/threonine kinase activity; ATP binding. Bases 137 to 1546 code for a protein of 469 amino acids. Gene Ontology annotation, biological process: autophagosome assembly; reticulophagy; protein autophosphorylation. The record is from RefSeq and is a predicted model, not a curated record. Lineage: Eukaryota; Metazoa; Chordata; Actinopteri; Syngnathiformes; Syngnathidae. The transcript has 17 exons. Gene Ontology annotation, cellular component: autophagosome; phagophore assembly site; phagophore assembly site membrane.
UUCUACAAGGUUCCAAGUCACGUGACCCAAACAGCCAAAGGGCUGCGUGUGUGCACCGCCAACGACUGACAGCGAUGUAAACAAUUACCUUUCCUCACACUUCUGCCAGUCAUGGAUUGACUACCACACAGCCAACAUGGCUUCGUCCUCCAACUUCGCCCCUCCAAAACUGGAUGACUUCAUCCUAACAGAGCGGUUGGGGAGCGGAACAUAUGCCACAGUCUAUAAAGCCUACAGAAAGGGUGAUAGCCGAGAAGCGGUGGCCGUGAAGGUGGUCGCCAAGAAGACGCUGAACAAGGCGUCCACAGAGAACUUGCUCACGGAGAUUGAGAUCCUCAAGACUGUACGUCACCCUCAUAUUGUCCAGUUGAAAGAUUUUGUGUGGGAUUCUGAGAACAUCUAUCUGAUCCUGGAAUGGUGUUCCGGUGGAGAUCUGUCCCGUUUCAUCCGCAGUCGUCGGAUCUUGCCAGAGAGAGUUGCCCGGCGUUUUCUGCAACAGAUAGCAUGUGCUCUCCAGUUCUUACAUGACCGAAAUAUCUCCCACUUGGAUUUGAAACCACAGAACAUUUUGCUGUGUGGCUCAGUCCUCAAAUUAGCAGACUUUGGCUUCGCCCAGUACAUGUCACCAUGGGACGAAAAGAGCGUGCUGAGAGGCUCUCCUUUGUACAUGGCUCCCGAAAUGGUGUGUCGGCGCCAGUAUGACUCCAGAGUGGAUCUCUGGUCGGUGGGAGUCAUUCUUUAUGAGGCACUGUUUGGACGGGCCCCUUUUGCAUCAAAGUCGUAUUCAGAAUUGGAAGAGAAGAUUCGAAGUAACCAGCCCAUUGAGCUCCCCCCCGGGGCCAGGGUCUCCAAGCACUGCCGGGACCUCCUCCUGCGUCUCCUGGAGAGGAAUCCCGAUGCCCGGAUCACCUUCGCCGAGUUCUUCACGCACCCCUUUGUGGACAUGGAGCACAUGCCAAGUGCCGAGAGCUUGGGGAAGGCGAAAGAACUGGUCUUACAGGCCGUCCAGAAGGACCAAGAUGGCGAGAGGUCCGUUGCGCUCUCUCUCUACUGCGGUGCUCUGGAGCACUUUGUCCCUGCUAUUUACUAUGAGACUGACCAGAAGCGAAAAGAUGUCCUCAGGCAAAAAGUCCGUCAGUAUGCGUCUCGAGCGGAAGAGCUGAAGGCCCUGGUCGCCUCGGACAACAAGCGUAUCUUUGAGGAGGCGCGCACCUCCACGGACAUCCUCAGAGAAAUGUCUCGUGAGCAGCCACGAUUGCUGGCGGCGCUGGAUAUGGCCUCAGUCGCCAUCGCUAAGGAGCAAAGCGGAGUGGACGACAAUGAGGCCUUGGAUGAAUACCAGAAUUGCUUAGGAGAACUCCUGUUGGCACUUGCAGCUGAGCCGCAGGGCCGUCGACGAGAACUGCUCCACAGCGAGAUUAAAAGCCUCAUGAGCAGAGCAGAGUACCUCAAGAAGAACAUCAAGAUGCAGGAGACUCAGAGGGAUGUCUCGAUGGAUCGGGAGCCCCUAGCAGACUCCGUCAGAAGCUCGUGCUGUGUGCAGUGAACCCCGAGGACCACGGCGGUAAACCAACCGGCUUGGACCUUGGACAGCCAAAACCUUCCCCGCAAUGAAACUGUGUGCUCCAUGCCAAAUCAAACCUGCAUACCAACGUCACCUUUCACACUUCUUGGCUUGGCCUUUGCAGAAUCAGUCAAUGUUUUGGUUGUUGCUGAAGGUGAGCUAGCAGGUAGAGGGAGACAAGCUGGUUCAAUGCAAAGUACUGCACGGCACUUGUUUUUGAGCUGACACACUGUGGACCCCUCGGAAAAAAAAAAACAAAAAAAUACUGUUUACAACAUUUAACCUUUAAUGCUGGAUUUACAUGGCAUGGUUCAAGUGCCACUAUCUCUUUUUUUUUUUCUUUUUACUGUCGUGCAGUGUAAACUAAACGCAUGGAAUCGGUUAUCUUCAAAUUGGAAUCAGACCUCCUUCAAAUAUGUGUGCUGUACCCCGUCAAUGCCAACUUCACAUCUUCAAAAUUCUUUUCAUUCAAUGUGGGGAGGAGUAGGUCCAAGCCAACUACUUAUUAACUUACAUACCGUACUGUGUAGAACGUUUUAAUAUUUUCUUACUGCAUGUGUUAAUGCUGAUCGGCUCACUUACCGGUGCUUGCGAUUUGGGCGUCUGCACACACAGAACUAAUGUAAAUAGCACUACAAAAAAAAAAAACAUGAUACAGGUAUUAAAAUCCUAAUAGAGCACUUGGACCUGCUGUGUCAAUUCCACCUGUUAUCUCGAUGUCGUCUCUGCUAACAUUUAGCAUGAUCGUAAUGUAACCGUUGCGCUCCAUUGCCUACCAAAUGUGCUGGCGGGAACAAAAUGGAUUUGGACACACUGCUGACGUGUUUUGAGCACAUCAUUCUGGUCAACAGGCCAAAGGGAUUGAAAUGAAAUGUAUUUAUGGACAACUGUGAAAAUGUGUGCCGCUGGUGCUCGCGUGCACUCUCCUGUUGGACUGACCCUUUUGUGUCGUAGCCGCUGCUAAGGUGUAAAUAUGGUGGAACCACAAAGGUCACACACAGUCCUUUCUAUGAGGCCCGCCUUUGUCCCCCCCCGUUGAAUUUUUUUCCCCCCAUUCCAAAAUAAUGAAAAAAUAAUUCAUUCCAGGGUCAACAUUUUCAUCUUUGUAAAAGCUUUAGCAACUGAACAGGCAAAAUUACUGUGAUCCAAGUGUAAAAAGAAGUUAAGCGUCUGUUAAUGAAGCGCACAGCUAUGAGUUAUGUCUGCCCCUUAAUCCUCCAAUUGUGGGUCAAAUUGACCGUUUAUAUAUAUUUUUUAAACAUUUAGGAUGAAACAUUUUCUCCUAGCUUUAUUUUUGUUUUUUUCCAUUUUAUUUUAAUAUUAUAUAUUAAAUACGCAGCUGGUCACUUUGUCUUGUGAAACAUCAAAUAACAGCAAGGUAUGGGAAUCUCUCCAUUGGGAGACAAAUAAAGGUUUUCUUAUCUUAACAAAGAUAAUGCUUUGCAAGUGUAAAUCGAAGUUAACCACGAUAGUUCAACUUUAAGUCUCUUUUGAAGUUGAUGUAUGCAUUUUAUAAACAUGAAAUGCAGCUCA